UUCCGGUUUAUGCACGAUCCCUCUAGACGAGGCCUUGCCAUUCGGCACGCCGCCGUAGUGUCACUUCGAACGGGGGCUUUUCGGCCCGCAGCCAUGGCCGUGUGAUCGAGCCAGCCAGCCAGCCGGUCAAAUUUUCAAGACAAACCCAGCCUGCCGAGACGGAUAUUUUCCACCUAACCCUGCGACUUGUUCAACAGCUUGUCGGCUGAAGAAGGGAGGAAGGAGAAGCGGCUAAUCGCUCGCCCAAGCUAACACCGCUCCCAAUCGGAACCCGGUGUCCGUUUUCAAGAUGUCAACAGCGGGCUUCAACGCUCAGAACGGAACGGGACAGCCGUACGCGAAUGGUCCUUCGCAGAAUCCCGUUGGUGUGCAGCAGCUGCCAGCUGUCAAUUAUGGGGUGAUGCCCCAACCCAGCUACAACCCAAUGCAGGCCAAGUCUCCAGUGCCCCCUGGCCCUGGACUCUAUCCCUCUGGGCCGUACCAGCAUAUCCCCCCAGUCAGCUCCUACCAACCUGGCCCGCCACCCACGUCCUAUCCAGCUGCGCCAGGCCAAGCUCAUCUCACCAGAGCCCCGCUGGGCGGCCCCGUGUCCCACACCCCUCCUCAGUCUGCCAGCCCCAUUCCUGGCCCCAGGCUGCCCCCUCCGCAGUGCACACCACCUCCACCCGCUGUGUCUUCUAGCGGCUACUACCCGAACCCUCAACAUCAGCAGCCGCCCCUCAUGGCUCCACCGUGGCAGUACAACUCAGCUCCUCCGCCCAUGGGACCCCCCGUGCCUAUGAACACGCAACCACGGGGCCCGGCGACUAACCACGUGACCCCACCUGCACCUUACAGCUCGGCAACCUCACUCUCGAUGUCCCAUAACGCCAUGCAGCCCCCCACCUCGCUACAAGGAUGUGGCCAGCCAGGUGGCGCUCCUCCGCCGAUGAAUCCAGCAGCUUCACACCAGUACCACGCAAGUAGCGCUCCCUAUGGGACCACUCCCACGGGACCACCCCCCACCACGAAACCCGCUGCGCCCCCGAUGGCCAAUGCCACACCUCCACCCCCAAAGACAGAUGCCGGGCCACCCCAGCCUGGCCCGCCGGGUCGGCACUUGGGACACUACCCCUCCCUCCCGCCAGGGUACCAGCACCACGCGCCUCCCCACGGCGGACCCUCGACCUCGCACCCAGGAAUUCAGAGCGCCACGCAGCCUUACACUCGAGCACCUCAGCUGUACCAGCAGCCACCUCCUGGCCCCGGCCCAGCCCAGCUCAGCCCGUCCCUGGCUUCCAUGAGUCUGCAGUCCGGCACCCCCGAGACCCUGCGAGUGGUCAACCUGCUCCAGGAGCGGAACCUGCUGCCCCCUGGCCCUGUCCCGGCCCCCACCCCUUGCCUGCCCCAAGACCUGCAGAAGAUAAACUGCAGCCCAGAAGUCUUUCGUUGCACGCUGACCAGCAUCCCUCAGACGCAGUCUCUGCUCAAUAAAGCCAAGAUGCCGCUGGGCUUGCUGCUGCACCCAUUCAAAGACCUCUCACAACUUCCCGUGGUGACGUCCAGCACCAUCGUCAGGUGUCGCUCUUGCCGAACCUACAUUAACCCCUUUGUGUCUUUCUUGGACCAGAGGAGGUGGAAGUGCAACCUGUGCUAUCGGGUCAAUGAUGUUCCUGAGGAGUUCAUGUAUAAUCCAGUCAGUCGAUCCUACGGAGAACCACACAAGAGACCCGAAGUACAGAACGCAACCAUCGAGUUCAUCGCUCCUUCAGAAUACAUGCUGAGGCCACCGCAGCCGGCUGUGUACCUCUUUGUCUUGGACGUGUCCCACAACGCGGUGGAGACGGGCUACCUGAAAGUGUUCUGUCAGUCGGUGCUGGACAACAUCAACGCGCUGCCUGGCGACUCGCGGACAAAAAUCGGCUUCAUCACCUUCGACAGCACCGUCCACUUCUACAACCUUCAGGAGGGACUUUCCCAGCCUCAGAUGCUCAUCGUCUCAGACAUCGAAGAUAUCUUUUUACCUACACCAGACAGCCUUUUAGUGAACCUCAAUGAGAGCAAAGAGCUGGUGCAGGAUCUUUUGAAGAGCUUGCCCACGUUAUUUGAGAAGACUAUGGAGACUCAAUCGGCGCUGGGCUCGGCCCUGCAGGCCGCCUUCAAGCUGCUGUCGCCCACCGGCGGGCGCUUGUCCGUCUUCCAGACGCAGCUGCCCAACCUUGGCGUCGGGGCGCUCCAGUCCAGGGAGGACCCCAACCAAAGAGCGUCUGCCAAGGAUAUCCAGCACUUAUCCCCGGCGACGGACUUCUACAAGAAGCUGGCGCUGGACUGCUCGGGGCAGCAGGUGGCCGUCGACCUUUUCCUGCUCAGCUCUCAAUACUGCGACUUGGCGUCUCUCGGCUGCAUAUCUCGGUACUCUGCUGGGAGCAUCUACUAUUUCCCCUCCUACCACGACAAACACAAUCCUGCCCAGGUGGAGCACUUCCAGAAGGACCUGAAAAGAUACCUGACGAGGAAGAUCGGCUUCGAGGCUGUCAUGAGGAUACGCUGCACCAAAGGUCUGUCCAUUCACACAUUUCACGGCAACUUCUUCGUGCGGUCCACCGACCUGCUGUCGCUGCCCAAUGUGAACCCGGAUGCCGGCUUUGCCGUGCAAAUGUCCAUCGACGAGAACCUGGACGACAUGCAGGUGGUCUCCUUCCAGGCUGCGUUGCUCUACACUUCCAGUAAAGGCGAGAGGAGGAUCCGCGUGCACACCCUGUGCCUCCCGGUGGUGCACUCUCUUUCAGACGUCUUUGCUGGCGCUGAUGUUCAAGCCAUGGGCGGCCUGCUGGCGUGCAUGGCUGUGGACCGCUCGGUGACGGCCAGCCUGAGCGACGCCAGGGACGCCAUGACCAACGCCGCCAUCGACUCUCUGUCAUCGUACCGCCAGUCGGUGCUGACCAUCCAGCAGCCGGGUCUGCUCGCCCCGGCCUGUCUCAGACUCUUCCCCCUUUACAUCCUCGCUCUGCUCAAGCAGAAAGCAUUCAGGACGGGAACCAGCACCAGGCUGGACGACCGGGUGGCUUCCAUGUGCCAACUCAAGUACCAGCCGCUAGCCUACGCCAUGCUGAUGAUCCACCCCGCGUUGUACCGCGUCGACGACCUGACCGAUGAGGGCGCUUUGAACGUCAGCGAGCGGACCGUCCCUCAGCCGAGAGUGCUGCAGCUGUCUGUGGAAAAGUUGAGCAGAGACGGAGCCUUCCUCAUGGAUGCUGGAACGAUCAUGUAUCUGUGGAUCGGACGCAACUGCAACCCCAACUUCCUCACGCAAGUCCUGGGUGUCCCCAACUACGCCGCCGUGCCUGAAAACCUGUAUCUGCUGCCAGAGCUAGAAACUGCCGAGUCGCAGAGGACCAGAGCGUUCGUGGGCUGGCUGAGGGAGCAGAGGCCCUUCUUCCCCUUGCUGCACGUCAUCAGAGACGAGAGCCAACUGAAAGUCCCGUUCAUGCAGAACAUGAUCGAGGACCGCACCGAGUCAGCGCUGUCCUACUAUGAGUUCCUGCUCCACCUGCAGCAGCAGAUUUCAAAAUGAUCCGUUUGUGUAUCAAAUGUAUGUAUGUAAAAGAUGGAAAGUAUCAGUGUUUAUUCUCAUAGAACAAUAAUGUCCAAAGUUGAUGUAUGGCUCAGAUGUGAGCUCGCUGAUGGCAAAAGCACAGACUCCUUUACUCGAAUACGUCACAUGUAUGGAAGUGUGUGCGAGUGUGUGUUUAAGGCUGACUGAGGUGUCUGACUGUUAUCUGAAGUAUUUUACACAGCCAUCACUUUUUUUUUUUUUUUGGGGGGGGGGGAGCAAGGGGGUUCCGUCUCUCUGUGUUGAACAAAUCUCGGAAAAAGGCAAGAAAACUUCAGGCGCCGACUUGAAUGUUGGGUCGCAGUCUCGUCUGUUUCGUUUUUUUUUUUUUUUUGCUUCCCCUCAUCUGUUUAAUUUAUGAGCCUCCCAAUGUGAUUAAAAUUCAAUGAUUGCCUUGAACGGGAACUGUACUUUUACUACCAAGCCUCCUGUUGAAACGCAGACUAUCUAUAUAUAAAAUAUUUUAAUAUAAUAGCAAACAGGAGGUUUUUUGUUUUGUUUAUUAAUACGAGACGUAACAGAAAAAGCCAUUGUGAUCUUUUAAUCAUGCUUAUUGAUACUUGUAUAUUGAAAAUACUGCAUUAUAUCAAUGGUGGAGAGAUGCUAAUGAAUUUUAGUAUGACCCUUUAGGUGAACUGUAAACAAAAAUAAAUUGUU
Phycodurus eques (leafy seadragon) is the source of this 4249-nucleotide messenger RNA. It is a transcript of the gene sec24a, whose product is annotated as SEC24 homolog A, COPII coat complex component. Gene Ontology annotation, molecular function: SNARE binding; zinc ion binding. The transcript has 22 exons. Gene Ontology annotation, cellular component: COPII vesicle coat; endoplasmic reticulum exit site. Gene Ontology annotation, biological process: COPII-coated vesicle cargo loading; endoplasmic reticulum to Golgi vesicle-mediated transport; intracellular protein transport. Lineage: Eukaryota; Metazoa; Chordata; Actinopteri; Syngnathiformes; Syngnathidae. Bases 290 to 3553 code for a protein of 1087 amino acids. The record is from RefSeq and is a predicted model, not a curated record.